AUGAGAAGCCUGGUUCCGACUUUAGGCUCGGGAGCCGGGCCUAAAUUUCCGGCUCCAGGUCCGGCUCCCGGCUCGGAACCGGAGAUGCUCAGAGCCGAAGACAAGAGCCGGCUCCGGAGCCGUGGUAAUCUCUGCUUGCGGGCAAUCACUUUGCGGGCAGCUAGAAGAACGGCAGAGAUCCUGCGGGCUCGUUUGGAAAUCAGCUAA
This is a messenger RNA of Bursaphelenchus xylophilus (pine wood nematode), 207 nucleotides long. NCBI's taxonomy places the organism in Eukaryota, Metazoa, Nematoda, Chromadorea, Rhabditida, Aphelenchoididae. The record is from the annotation of a GenBank genome assembly.